Molecule: messenger RNA, 1713 nt
Organism: Mycena indigotica
Lineage: Eukaryota; Fungi; Basidiomycota; Agaricomycetes; Agaricales; Mycenaceae
Product: alpha-1,2-Mannosidase
Exons: 11
Coding region: 1-1713 (570 amino acids)
Biological process (GO): carbohydrate metabolic process; N-glycan processing
Cellular component (GO): endoplasmic reticulum; Golgi membrane
Molecular function (GO): mannosyl-oligosaccharide 1,2-alpha-mannosidase activity; calcium ion binding
Source: RefSeq, a predicted model, not a curated record
AUGCUGCCCUUCCAUGUCCGGGACGUGAAUCCGCCCAAGCCCAGGCUGCUAUCCAUUCAGAGUCUUCGACUGCUUCAUAGUAGACCUGCGCUUCGAUGGCUUCCUCUCCUCUUGGGCUUCAUACUCGUCAUCUGGCUCUUUGCGCCUUUCCUGACCGACUAUACACGACAUUCCCCUCCGUUCACCACUCCUCAAAUCCCGUUGGACUCGGGGGUGCUGUCUGCGCGUGCCCAAAGCGUGAAGGAGGCUUAUAUCCACGCAUACUCUGCCUACCACCGGGAUGCGUGGGGCUUUGACGAGUUGCGACCGGUUUCGGGCACAACGGUUAACAACUUCAAUGGCUGGUCUGUUUCCGUGGUUGAUUCGCUGGACACGAUGUGGAUUAUGGGCCUUUACGACCUGUUCGAAGAAGGCUUGAAGGUCGUAACCAAGACAAACUUCUACAUGGCAUCGGAUGGCUAUGUGGGCUUCUUCGAGACGAUUAUACGUUAUCUGGGGGGACUGCUAUCGGCUUAUGCGCUUUCGGGGGAGCCUAUACUCCUUGAGAAGGCAGACCAGCUUGGUUCUGUGCUCUUGCCAGCGUUCAACACACCGUCGGGACUUCCCAUGUUUGCCGUGAAUCCAACAACUGGUGCGACCCGCGGAGGAUGGACUGGUUCUGUUUUGUGGGCUGAAGCGCUCAGCAACCAGAUGGAAUUCAAAUAUCUAGCGCAUCUUACCGGAAACGCGAAAUAUUACCAAAAGACAGAAAAAGUCAUGGAACUAAUGUACCACGCUGAUAUUACCGAGGGCCAAUUUCCCACUCAAUGGGACUCCCAUACCGGCAAACCGACCAAUCAGCACUUCUCUGUCGGUGCCUACGCUGACAGUGCACACGAGUAUCUCCUCAAGCAAUGGCUGCUAACGGGCCAGUCAGAGCCCAAGACCAAAGAGCUUUACCUUCGUGUUGUGGACUCGAUAAUUGAUACGCUUCUCUACGUAACGCCAAAUCGAAAGCUUUUGUACGUGACCGACACAAAUAGUGGGAGUCCGACAUACAAGUUUGAGCACCUCUCGUGUUUCCUCCCUGGUCUGUUGACGCUCGGAGCUCAUACCCUCGAUCUCCCGAAAUCGACAAAAGAACGGCAUCAAUGGGCGGCCGAGGGUAUCGCGACUACCUGCUGGCUUUCUUACGCGGAUCAAGCUACUGGACUGGGCCCCGACGAGAUGACAAUGAUGCGUUCUGAUUCCGCAGAUGAUAAAUGGGUCACUCAUCUCCAAGAAUGGGAAUCUGCUGGAAGGCCUGGGGGUGUUCCACCGGGACUGGGGGUAACCAAACCCCAAUCGGAUGCAUCGACCAGGGAUUACAGGGCGGAUAAGACCACCUACCUAUUGCGGCCUGAGGCAAUUGAAAGCUUCUACUUGCUGUGGCGAACAACGGGUGACGAGGCAUGGCGAGAGCGUGGAUGGGCGGUCUUUCAGGCCAUCGAAAAGCAUGCGCGCUUGGAGCGUGGUUAUGCAAGUGUUUCUCAGGUCGAUGCAGUUCCUGCCAAACAUAUGGAUGAGAUGCCCAGUUAUUUCUUGGCCGAGACGCUCAAGUAUCUCUACCUCAUGUUCAUCGAGCAAGAAAUUAUUCCGCUGGACAAGUGGGUGCUCAACACCGAGGCACAUCCUUUGCCGAUAUUCCAGUGGGACCAAAAGGAACGCAAAAAGUUCAAUAUACCCGCACGAUAG